Molecule: messenger RNA, 393 nt
Organism: Lolium perenne
Lineage: Eukaryota; Viridiplantae; Streptophyta; Magnoliopsida; Poales; Poaceae
Source: RefSeq, a predicted model, not a curated record
AUGUCGUCUCAACAAGAGUUAGAGGCGCACUACAAUAAGUACUUCUUCAGGUCGACGGAGGAAGCCGCGGCCGCUGGGGGUAGUGGCGACGAGGACCAUGGGAUGGAGGAUGCAGCUGGGGGUAGUGGCGACGAGCCAAGCGGCGAUGAGACAAGUGCCGCCGCCAGGGGUGGCGGCGAAACAAGUGGCGACGAGCCAACCGGCGCCGCCGGGGGUGGCGGCGAGACAAGUGGCGAUGAGCCAAGCGGCGCCGCUGGGAGUAGUGGCACUGGGACAAGUGGCUCCAAGCGGCCGCGGAAGGCAAGGCGCCCAAACACGGUCGCCACUGGCAGAGACACAGUCACAGAGGUGGACCCCGCCAGUGAAGCUGUUCGAUUCUCAAGAAACAGCUGA